Molecule: messenger RNA, 672 nt
Organism: Chaetomium globosum CBS 148.51
Lineage: Eukaryota; Fungi; Ascomycota; Sordariomycetes; Sordariales; Chaetomiaceae
Product: NADH-ubiquinone oxidoreductase 23 kDa subunit
Exons: 4
Coding region: 1-672 (223 amino acids)
Biological process (GO): mitochondrial respiratory chain complex I assembly; mitochondrial electron transport, NADH to ubiquinone
Cellular component (GO): membrane
Molecular function (GO): 4 iron, 4 sulfur cluster binding; NADH dehydrogenase activity
Source: RefSeq, a predicted model, not a curated record
AUGAUUGCGCCGUCUGCCGCCUCACUAGGCGCCCGCCAGAUGUCCAUGGUGCGGGUUCCUUCGACCCUCUUCCGCACAGUCCCUUCGCAAAUGUUGGUCGCGAGGAGGGGUUAUGCGACACCCGCUGGCCCCCCACCCAAGAAUUUCCGCCUGAAGCCGCCGACAACGUGGGAUCAAGAAAAAGAAAGCACAUUCGACAAGGUCGGAAAGUACUUCCUUUUGACCGAGAUGUUUCGGGGCAUGUACAUCCUGAUGGAGCAAUUCUUCAGGCCACCGUACACGAUCUAUUACCCCUUCGAAAAGGGUCCCAUUUCUCCCCGUUUCCGCGGAGAACACGCUUUACGCCGGUACCCCUCGGGUGAGGAGAGAUGCAUUGCCUGCAAGCUGUGCGAGGCCGUUUGCCCCGCCCAGGCCAUCACGAUUGAGGCCGAGGAGCGUGCCGACGGCUCCAGGCGAACAACUCGCUACGAUAUUGACAUGACCAAGUGCAUCUACUGCGGUUUCUGUCAAGAGUCAUGUCCUGUCGACGCUAUCGUCGAAUCCCCGAACGCCGAGUAUGCUACCGAGACUCGCGAGGAGCUCCUCUACAACAAGGAGAAAUUGCUUUCUAACGGAGACAAAUGGGAGCCCGAGCUGGCGGCUGCCAUCAGGGCAGACGCUCCCUACAGAUAA